Messenger RNA from Colletotrichum tamarilloi, 291 nucleotides. RefSeq lists its product as uncharacterized. NCBI's taxonomy places the organism in Eukaryota, Fungi, Ascomycota, Sordariomycetes, Glomerellales, Glomerellaceae. The record is from RefSeq and is a predicted model, not a curated record. The coding region runs from base 1 to 291 and encodes 96 amino acids. The transcript has a single exon.
AUGGCACAGACAUUGCUAGAGGAACCCACCCGUCAAUGCAGCUUCCCUUCUGCCCUACGAGCUAUCUUUAGUCGCUGUUCCCGAAAUCCCCUGAGCAGCUCCAUCACCACCGUCGCAUCAAACCAAACGGUAAAUUCUUGGCUCUCGAAAAUGUCAAGGCAAGCCCGCAAACCAAGUGGUCCUUCGUCCCAUCUUCUUCUGACUACAACGAUUCAGCCAGUAUUACUAGUGUACCUAGUCAAUUUGCGCUCCAACGGCAGCGAAGCAGAAUGGAAAAAGACCAACGGCUGA